Messenger RNA from Rhipicephalus microplus (southern cattle tick), 2904 nucleotides. Its product is annotated as golgin subfamily A member 1. Gene Ontology annotation, cellular component: Golgi apparatus. The record is from RefSeq and is a predicted model, not a curated record. NCBI's taxonomy places the organism in Eukaryota, Metazoa, Arthropoda, Arachnida, Ixodida, Ixodidae.
CCCAAAGGUACAGUUUCCGUGCUCUAAUCGGGUAGGUGUUCUGUGACUCAAGUCGCAGGAGGCGUUGGACAAACGCUUGCGUGCGCAGCCGCCAGCUGAGCGAGAAUCGCCCAGUUUUGAACAAUCGUCAUGGACAAAAGCUUAUCUUUCUCGAGUCCCGCCGGUUAGCGAUUCUCAGCGUUGCUUCGCUUGUGUCUCUACUCGCUGAAGCGUUAUCGCUUCGAGAUCCUAACUUGUGCCAAUGCGUCGAGUUUCUACAGAGGGUGCACCCAAGUAGGGACAAUGUUCACCAAGUUGAAGAAAAAGAUCGAAGAGGAGAACCAGACGGAGCUGGUCAUCGGCAUCCCGCCACCCCAGCUGCCGACACCGAAUCACAGCCGCCGAGCUUCCGACGGUGGUGUGGGUACUCCUGGCCUUAGCACUUGUAGUGAGGCUUCCGACAGCGAUAGAGAGCAGAAACCAAAGGAACAGCCACAGGGCAGCAACUUGGCUGACAAUGAUAGCAGCCGACACAAAAGCAGCCCACCAAGAAGGUCGGUGUCCACGAAUGCUGACGAUGAAGAGAUUUCACACAAGCUGCAGGUCAUCAAGAGGGAGAAGCAGGAGCUGGAACGACAGUUGCGAGAAAGUGUGCGGCGAGUGGAGCUUCUGGCUGGCCGGUGCGAGAACCGCGAGGACAUUGAGAGCUUCCAAAGCCAAGAGAUGGCCAAAGUCAAGCACUUGCUGCUGUGCAGCCAGCAGGAGCUCCGGGCAGCGGAUGAGCGGUUGCGUCAGCGAUCACAGGAGUUGCAGCAAGCGCGGGAUCGAGCAGUAGAGCUUGAGAAAGCACUGUCCAAGGACGGAGAGCAAGCUCGCGCUCGUCACCUCGAGAGGGAUAAAGCUGCCCUUGAAGCUGAAGUGGAUCGUCUGAAGCAGGACUCGCUGCAGAAUGCUACUCGCAUCAGCCAGCUGGAGUGUGAGUUAGGAAGCUUGACUGAUGAACAUGAUGGUCUGAAGCAUAUGCAUGACGUCUACAAAUUCAAGGCAACCACCAUGAUUGAUGAAAAGGACCGCCACAUCUCUGACCUGGAAGACAAGGUUCGUACCUUGGAGAAGCGGCUUGAAGGAACCACACUGACAGGCGAUGAGCACAUACAGGCACUCGUAGAAGAGCGCAAACAGCUUGAAAAAAAGCUGGACGAGUCACGGCAACAUCUGUCCGAGGUGAAGACAUCCUGGAGUGACAAAAUCAACAACCUUGAAGCUCAGAUCUUUAAUCUGAACCAGAAGAUGGCAGAAGACUCGCAGGAGUGCAGUCACAUGGAGAAGCUGCUUGCAGAUGCCCAGCAGCGCCUUAAGGAUCAGCAGCAGCAGUGUGCCAAGUUUGAAGAGCAGUUGCUGGAUAGGGACACUGAACUGGCAAACAUGCGGUGCCACUAUGAAGAAGAGUUCCUGCGGCAGCGUGCCCUCCAGGACUGUCAGCUGGACGAGCUACGAAUGCAGGCAGCUGACCUCCGUGCGCAGCUCACCCAAGCCCAGCGGGACCGUGACCAAGAGGCCAUUCAAGCUCAAGCACACAUUAGUGCUCUAGAGACCUCUCAAACGGAAUUCGUCGAGAGAGAAAUUGAAGCUGAGAAGCAGGUGACUGCUCUCGAAAACACGGGCAGGUGUCUCAAGGUGGAACUCAACAAGAAGGUGGCCGAAUGCAAGAUGAGCCAGGAGCGGAUUCAGGAGCUUGAGGCCAGCCAGCAGACUUUGUCGGAAAAGGCCUCCAAACUAGAGAAGCAGCUGAGUCUUGUGUUGCACUCUGAGACCACCCUCAAGCACAGUCUCAAGAGGAGCGAGGCUGAAUUAAAAACCAUGAAGGAAGAGCUUGCAAAGCUGAAAAAACUGCUGGCCUCGGCUGAGAUGGAGAAUAAGUGCCUGAUGAAGGAGCUUGAGACCAGGCAGCAGCAAGCUGAUAAACAACAAUCCAGGCUAGAAGAGGAGGUGACGCAGCUGCAGAAAUUCCUGCAGAGUGCCACAGAAAAGCUCUGCCGAGCAACGCGUCACAACAUUGGUGACCCGGACUCGGAAUACAGACACAGCGACCGGAGUGUCGAACCAGUUGAAUAUGGAUUCAACGUCCACGACCGACGCCCCUCCGACAGUCUCCUCAGUCGACGCAUUUCAAGUGCUGGAGUACAGCCUCAGAAGGACAAGGUAGAAGCAGUACGGCAGUUUCCACAGCCGAAAAACCUCCGCCAGCUUCGAGAGUUCCUGGGACUCGUGAAUUUCUACCGUAGGUUUAUCCCGAAAUGCGCCAACAUCCUUCACCCUCUCCACAGCCUACUUGUGGCAUCUGGAUCUAAGGCAACUGCCAUUCAGUGGAACGAUCAAUCCACACAAGCAUUCCGGAUGAUAAAGGAAGCUCUCGCAAAUGCUACCAUGCUCACGUACCCGCAGCUGGGUGUUCCUCAGUGCGUCAUGGUGGACGCCUCCGAUGCAGCGAUUGGAGCCGUGUUGCAGCAGAGGGUGAGCGGAGUGUGGCGACCAAUUUCCUUCUCCAGAAAACUGAGCCCGUCGGAACGAAGGUACAGCACCUUCGGUAGGGAACUCCUGGCCAUAUACGCGGCUAUCCGGCAUUUCCGACAUUAUGUGGAAGGACAAGAAUUUUUUGUGCUCACGGAUCACAAUCCACUCACCUACGCAUUGCGCGCGAACUCCGAUUCUGGUGCGCACGUGGCACGGGAGCUCCGCCAAAUGCCGUACAUCGCAGAAUUCACGACAGAUAUACGCCAUGUUAGUGGCACGGAUAAUGCUGCUGCUGACGCUCUUUCGCGCGGUCCAGUGAAUGCCAUCAGCCUGCCGAGCGGUGUGGACUUCAGCACACUUACGACGGCUCAACGCAGUGAUGGAGAAUCGAAGCGUCUACUGACGGCUUGA